Molecule: messenger RNA, 1227 nt
Organism: Thermochaetoides thermophila DSM 1495
Lineage: Eukaryota; Fungi; Ascomycota; Sordariomycetes; Sordariales; Chaetomiaceae
Product: mannan endo-1,6-alpha-mannosidase DCW1-like protein
Exons: 2
Coding region: 1-1227 (408 amino acids)
Biological process (GO): carbohydrate catabolic process; fungal-type cell wall biogenesis
Molecular function (GO): mannan endo-1,6-alpha-mannosidase activity
Source: RefSeq, a predicted model, not a curated record
AUGAAGUUCUUCAAGUCGGGAAAGCCUGCCCUCGCCGGGGCCGUCAUUGCUGCCCUUGCCCCCAAGGAUCUCAACAUUAGUGAUCCGGUCUCCAUCAAAGGUGUCGCCAAGACCCUCGCUGCCGGCGCCAUGUCCUAUUACUCCGGCACCCCGGACAAGUUCGUCGACCUCCCGGAGCCGCACUACUGGUGGCAGGCCGGUGCCCUGAUGGGCAGCAUGCUGGACUACUCCCACUAUACUGGUGACCACACCUAUGACCGUCUGAUCGCCCGCGGUCUGCUGGACCAGGUCGGCCCAGACUUCGACUACAUGCUGCCCUCUCACUUCGGUCAGGAGGGCAACGAUGACCAAGCCUUCUGGGGCUUCGCCGUGAUGUCAGCUGCCGAGCGCAAUUUCCCUCAGCCAGACCCCAAUGUCCCCUCCUGGCUGCAGCUCGGCCAGAACCUAUGGAACUCUCUCGCCUCGCGCUGGAAUACCACCCACUGCGGCGGCGGCCUGCUGUGGCAAAUCUUCGCCAGCAACCCCAACGGUCUGGACUACAAGAACACGGUCAGUAAUGGCGGCUUCUUCCAGAUCUCGGCGCGCCUGGCGCGCGCCACGGGCAACACGACCUACCUCGAGUGGGCCGAGAGGGUCUGGGACUGGACCGAGGCCGUCGGCAUGAUCGAUAAAGACGGCAACGUGUACGACGGCGCGCACGCUAGAAACAACUGCACCGACACCAACCCCGUUACCUUCUCUUACAGCGCCGCGAUCUAUAUGUAUGGCUGUGCCGUGCUGGCUGAUCAUACCGGUGAUGCCAAGUGGGCUGAUCGGGCCGAGCGUAUUUUGCAGGCGGCCCGGUCGUUCUUUAGCCCGUUCCCGAAUGCCACGAAUAUUAUGUAUGAGCACGCUUGUGAAACAGUUGGGACCUGCACAGCCGAUAUGCGCAGCUUCAAGGGAUACUUCUCGCGCUGGGCAUAUGCGUCGGCGCUGUUCCUUCCCCAGCUUAGACCGAUCAUCGAGGAGCUGUGGUACCCGACCGUCCUAGCCGCUGCCCAGUCGUGCACGGGUGGUGAGAGCGGGACCCAGUGUGGGCAGAAGUGGUAUGUCGGCGGGUUUGACGGUGUUACUGGGUUGGGCGAGGAGAUGUGUGCGCUGGAGACGGUCCAGGGCUUGUUGGCGGAUAAGGCUCCCUUGCCGUUGAAGGGUGAUGAGAUUAAGGUGGUGAGGGAGUUUGCUUCUUGA